UCACGGCUGCAGCUGGUAGGACUGCGGUGAGCGCAGGAGAAGACGUGGUGCUGAGAGAUUUUAGUUAAUAACGAAGGUCUCAGCUUUGUGAAGCGUCCAGGUGAAAAGGGAGAGAAGCACGUGUGGUGCGUACAGGAGUUCUUCUGGAAGGCUACGAGACGCUGAGAAGCCUUCUCCUGAUGUUGUAUGGCUAACACGUUAUGAACGUGGUGCUUUUGCCGUGCGGUGUGCCCACAGCCCUGCCGCAGAGCCCGUUGCAGCAGGCAGAGAUAAAUGACAGCGAGGGUCACCCAAGCAGCAGCCGCCAGAGCUUGAAAGGAACCUCAGAAUGGGCUACAUCGCUGGAGAACCUCCUUGAAGAUCCAGAAGGAGUUAAACGAUUUAGGGAGUUCUUAAAGAAAGAAUUCAGCGAAGAAAAUGUUUUGUUCUGGUUAGCAUGUGAAGAAUUUAAGAAAACACAGGGAAAAAAACAGAUGAGAGAGAAAGCUAAAGAAAUAUACAUGACUUUCCUGUCAAGUAAAGCUUCAUCACAAGUCAAUGUUGAAGGGCAGUCACGUUUGAAUGAGACGAUUUUGGAGACACCUCACCCUCUAAUGUUUCAGAAGCUGCAGGAUCAGAUAUUCAAUCUCAUGAAAUACGACAGCUACAGCCGCUUCUUAAAGUCAGACAUAUUCCUAAACCAUAAGAAGUCUGAGGAGCAAGAGGAGAAUUCAUCAGAAGCUCAGACUGCAGCUAAGAGAGCAUCAAGAAUUUACAACACAUGAUUCAAUGGAUCUUAUUAGGAGAGGCAAUAUAAUAAUUAAAUUACACUCAGGAACAGUCUAGGUUUAUAGCAGUUGUAUUUAGGGCUUGAAAAGUUUCAAAACCUUUUUAGGAGAUACUUACUUUCUUAAUUGCUUGAAUGACUAAUUGUUUUUGCAAGACAGCAAGUAACCAAGCACCUAUUGAAAGACUGUUUCCUAGCUAAAAGGCUGAGCUAUUCCUCCACAGUAUGAAUUGCAUUUAAUAGUUCAUAAGUUGAGCUUUCAAUUUCUCUUUUGUAUGUGUAUGUGUGUGUGUGUGUGUGUGUGUGUGUGUGUGUGUGUGUGUGUGUGGAGCAUCAUCAUGCAAAGAAAUGGGAGAUAGGAUCUUUUGUCAUGUAUGAGUUUGUUGUUGUUGUUUUUAAAUGUUUGUCUUCUGUUUUUUUAUUUGUGCCUGGCUUUUACUUUCCACAUUGUUGGGAGCAACUGUUGAGGAGUAUGUUUUAAGUUAUUUUGUGGAUGAAUCAUUCAUAGGAAACCAAAAUUGAGGAACAGCAUCUUUCAGGGUUAUGAUCAAUAGAAUCCAAUCUCACUCCUCUCUUAAAAUGUCACUUUUUCUUUAAAAGUGCUUUGCCUUUAUUUAUGAAUUGAAACAUUUUCCUGGUCAUGAUUUUCAUUUCUGUUUUUCUUAAAUUUCUACACUGUUUUUACUGUAGACAAUCACCUUCUUCACAGAAUGGAACCUAUGCUACCUUUGGAACCAAAGUUCUUAAAUAGAUGGAUUCUCUGAGAAACUCCUAACAGCCAUUGGGAAAUUUGACAGUUGAAAUCCCACUUCGGAUACGCUCAAUUCAGCACGUCCUGCAUGUCAGUUCAGUUGUGUCACAUCAGUGUCAGGUGCCAGUACUAGAAAGCAGGUGUGUUUCCUAGGUCAUCUCAGUCCUGCAGUGUGACAAGAGUCAUUCUUCAGAGGGCCAGCCAACAAAGUCUGACUUGGUUUUAUUAAAAUCUUUCUACUAAAGUCAACUUGCCAAUGUUACUAAAUUGCAGUUAAAAUUGGAAAAGCAGAAAUAGCUACAAGCUUUAUUUAUCAGUGUAAAUGUAUAAGACUAUCUCUGUUUCACAUUCAUUAUUUACUCUUUCAUUUUUUUGCACUGCUGAUCUUGAUCUUCUGUUUAUGUGUUGGCUAGUCAGAUUGCACAGUUAGGUUUUCAUAUAGUUUUGUGUUAUUUUUUUCCUUGGGAAGAUCAGAUAUGUCAUACAUUGCUGUCACUAUCAGUGUUUUUAAAACUAGGUUUGGGCUGUAGAUUUUGAGGAUACAGAUUCUUUUUGUGGACUUGAUUAUGACUUCGCUUAAUUCUGUUCCAUUUUUUUGAAGGUUAUGUGUAAAAAAAAAAA
Molecule: messenger RNA, 2138 nt
Organism: Meleagris gallopavo (turkey)
Lineage: Eukaryota; Metazoa; Chordata; Aves; Galliformes; Phasianidae
Gene: RGS10
Product: regulator of G protein signaling 10
Biological process (GO): regulation of G protein-coupled receptor signaling pathway
Cellular component (GO): nucleus; plasma membrane; cytoplasm
Molecular function (GO): GTPase activator activity; G-protein alpha-subunit binding
Source: RefSeq, a predicted model, not a curated record